Schistocerca gregaria is the source of this 1683-nucleotide messenger RNA. RefSeq names its product proteoglycan 4-like. The record is from RefSeq and is a predicted model, not a curated record. The transcript is spliced from 3 exons. NCBI's taxonomy places the organism in Eukaryota, Metazoa, Arthropoda, Insecta, Orthoptera, Acrididae. Bases 1 to 1683 code for a protein of 560 amino acids.
AUGGAAGCAGGUAACGGCGCCCCACCUAUGACGAACCGGCUACCGACCACUGACAAUGACGGAACACACUCUCACAGCAAUGACUUGCACUCUCGUGACAGAGCGUUCAUCCUUAUGAACAAGCUCGCUCACGGGGGUUUCUACCAAGGGAGAGAGGCGGAUGAGGAGGCCAUACUUGCCUUCUGCAACAUACGCAAAGUUGCGAUUUCGCACACGAGGCAAGAAGAGUCAGGUGUGCCACCGAGAGCCCCGCCGGUCGCACUGCAAGAGUUUGCGGUCCCGGCGGCGGCGGCCUCGGCGGGUGUUGCGCUGCUGGCCUCGACCACGCAAGAGGUCGAUGUGCCCCCGGUUGCCCCACUGGCCCCACUGACACGUGAAGAGCCCGUGGCUGCGCUUGUCUCUGCCCCGUCCUGCGCUGGUGUAGCACCCGCGGUCUGGACGGAGACGCAGUCAACAGGACAGACCACCGAAAUGGACACAGUCGACCUGCCAGACGCGAACCUAGCCGAGGCCAUAGCCGAGGCGGAACGUCGCGACACUGACACAGACGCUACCCGCGCGCCCAGAAAGCGCCGGGCACUGACUACCGACGACUCGGACGCAACAUCACAGGCAUCUGACGCUGCGAGACCGCGGAAGAAGGCCCCUAGAGCCUCCCGCGUCCCUGCCGCGGUGUCUGGGAACACCGCUGCGGGCUCCUCCCGGAGCACCGCCAACCAGAGACCGAAGAAGAAAACACAGCGACCCCCAAGUUCGUCAGCUGCCUCACGGCUGCCUGACGCGGAGGGCUUUGUUGCCCCACCUAGGCGGCACACUGCCAGGGCCGCUGCACUGCAGCAAACGCAGCCGUUGCCGACGGCCAACAUGUUCGCGGCCGCCAACAUUGAUGACGAAGAUGAGGGCGACGCGCCGCCGGCGCCGCCCCAGAAGAAACCGCCGCCUAUUGUUGUCCAAUGGGACGGCAACUACAAAGAAUUCCAAAACAAACUUGACAGAGUGGCCACGACCACGACUGUCAAGAACGCCGGACGUGACCUUUACAAGGUCACGGUCGCCACAAAUGAAGAGUACCGCGCGGUGAUGGACACCGUCUGCAAGGACGGCCUCCCGGGUCGAGCGCAACAGAGAAGAGGAACUGCUCCUUCCCGCAAGACGCGCCCGUCAACGAGCUUUGCCGCCGCCACCAAGGGCGGUCCACCAGCCGCCUCCACCCGCCGACCGGAGCAGGACACGGGCGAGAAGCAGCAGCCGACUGCGUCGUCCACGGCUUCGCCUGCGGGGGUGGCAAACCCCGCACCCACGCCUGGGGAGCGGGAUGCCGCCCCGCGCAGGCGUCGCCGGCGCACGGCCCGAGCCUCCCCAGCCGCCACGCAACGACCUGCCGCCGACACCUUGCCGCAGCAGACGUCAGCAGAUCGUGCUGAGCCGCGACCGCGACCGACCGCCGAUGCUCCACGACGGUCGUCAACCCCGGAGCAGCUGCAGCCAGCUGCUCCAGUGGCGGAGGCCGCCCCAGCGGCCCCCACCGCCUCCAUUGCUCCUGAUGCAGCUGAACUCCGGGAUAUGCGUAGGCUCAUCGGGUGCGAUGACGCUGAGGGCGGCACGCCUCUCAACGAGACUACGCAAUCUCUCACCACUUCUGUUCUCGCCGCGACAGCCAAAGGCCCUAUGCUUCGAGUUUAG